UCGAGACGAUGGCCAAGAAAUCCGAUUUUCAGCUAUAUUUAUAAAGUAACCUAGCCAAGGAAUAACGUUUUGUGAACCUUAAGGUACCAGAAGAACCAAUCUUUACGACAAAUUUGGAAAAUGUCGAGGACAAGGACUAAAGAAUACGAUUGUCUGAUUAUUUACGAUCAUGCAAGAUCACGUUUAGCUUCAACUGAGGAAACUGAACUAUCAUUGAAUGUUGUUAAGAGGGCCGAUGAACAUCUGACAAGAUGGGGAUACGAUAAAAAUAAUUACUAUGACAGAGACUGCAUUCCUGGAAGAAAUGUUUUCAGUGAACUUUUCAGAGUAGUUGAUUCCUCUCAAUUUGUUUUGUUGAUUUUAACUGAAGGUUUCUUGAAAAACUGUUGGGUGCGUUAUUGUCAGAUGGCUGCCUUUAAAAAACUCAUCGACGAAUCUAUACGCCCUGAGUGUGUAGCAUCCCACCGUGUUAUUCCAGUAUCAGUAAAUGUACCAGAGGACAGAAUUCCUCAAGAAUUAAGGCAGCUCACCUGUAUCUAUUUUGUGAACGAUUGGGAGAGUAAUGAACAAGAAUGGUUGAAGUUAAAGAGGGCCCUAGAUGGACCUUCAACACAGGAGACUUCACAACCUAAUGGUGAACUUAUAGUACCUUCAAUUUCCCAGCAUAUGACACAAGGCAUGAGAGAAUCUUCUGAAAAUACAAACAUAUCUGCAGCAGCAAGUAGAUCAAAUGGAACAGUUGGGACCACCCCAUGUGGCAGCAGACCCUCAUUAAAUUCUCGCCAGUUAGCAAGAGUUACUCCAAGUAGUGGAAGCACUGCAUCUUUAUCUGACAAUGGCAGCAGUCAAAAUAGAUCUCAGUCAGCUACCAAUGGAAAUCCAUUUUCCCCUACAGAUAGCAUUGAUAGCAAUCUUUUAUUUGAAUCACCAUUAGGAGGACAUUCAGAUUCUUCAGCACAAAGAACAACAACGACAUCUGAAACAAGGUUACCUCAAAUGGACAGGAGUGUACAGCAACAUGUGCCACCAAUGCAGCAACCAUACCCAAAUCAAUCAAAUUCAGGUGAAGACUAUGUCACACUAACUGUGUCCAGAUCUCUGUCUUUAGAGCAACAAGUAGAAGCUAUUAGAGCCAGACUGAGUGAGACAAACCAUCCCAUCACUCACACCAGCAGUUACAUGGCCAGUGAUACAAGUAUGGAUGGCCCUCCUCCUAAUCAAAACUUACAUCAAAAUGGAGAAGAAACUAGUUUGAAAGAAAUGGCACUGCAGUUUCCAGGGGGACUACCUUCCCGUUUGAAUUCUACUGAUGUAGAACCAGAUGCUCAAUGUUCCACAGUCAGCCCUGCUGUAGCAACAGUUACUCCAUUCAAACGCAGUUCACAGAGUAUGUUUUCCUUGAACAGUCAUUCCAGCACUAGUAUGGUCAGUGACCCUGGGCCAGAGGAAAGAAGUCCAGUUAAUGGGCCAGACGAAGAAAGUCCACUUAAUGGGCCAGAGGCAGAAUCUCUCAGUAUUAGCUCAUUUCUGGAAGAUUCCACGGGCCAAGAUGAGGAGUUUCCUAGCUCUGCCCCAGAAAAUGAGAAUGUCAACCCAGCUGUACAGAGGGAGGAAUCUGUUACUACAGCGACACAGAGUGCUGAGGGGCCCACAACAGCAGAGAGAGAGGGACGGCCUUCAAUGUUUGCUCAGUUCAUUCAUUUCUCUCUCCAUGCUUUAUUUCAACCAGACAGACCAUUCGAACCAUUAUAGUAAUCUAAAUCAUCCCACACAAAGAUUGGCAAAAAACAUAUGACAGUAUUUUAGGAAUAUUACUUUACUGGCCCAAAAUUUUGUUAAUUCUGUGGAUACUUUCUAUAAUUUAUUCAUAACUGUAUUGGAUAAGAAUUUAAUUGUGUUAUGUGAAACAUUUCCAGUGGGAAAAAACAGAUUCAGAAUAUUUUCUUUGAACUGCAAAUCCUUGAAAAAAAUGCAUAUUUUUUAUCAAGUGUCUAAGUGCCAAUCUGCUACAUACAUGUAGUAUAUUGUUACAUGAGACGCUUUUUUACUGUUACCUAAGGUUAUAAUAAAAUGACAAUCUUUUAAAACUGUUAUAGCUUAUAGAUAUUAAUACUUUCCUCAUUUUGUUGUAAGGGGCACAAACCCAAAGAGAUUGUGAAGAAAAUAGUUUUUAAUGAACAUAUUUCUUUAAACAAAUAAAUUGUUUGCUUGUU
Saccostrea cuccullata (small rock oyster) is the source of this 2213-nucleotide messenger RNA. RefSeq lists its product as uncharacterized. The record is from RefSeq and is a predicted model, not a curated record. The coding region runs from base 121 to 1752 and encodes 543 amino acids. Lineage: Eukaryota; Metazoa; Mollusca; Bivalvia; Ostreida; Ostreidae. Gene Ontology annotation, biological process: canonical NF-kappaB signal transduction; toll-like receptor 4 signaling pathway; positive regulation of chemokine (C-X-C motif) ligand 2 production. The transcript has 5 exons. Gene Ontology annotation, cellular component: cytoplasm; plasma membrane. Gene Ontology annotation, molecular function: Toll-like receptor 2 binding; Toll-like receptor 4 binding.